This is a messenger RNA of Penicillium angulare, 3294 nucleotides long. RefSeq lists its product as uncharacterized. The transcript has 9 exons. Gene Ontology annotation, cellular component: cytoplasm. NCBI's taxonomy places the organism in Eukaryota, Fungi, Ascomycota, Eurotiomycetes, Eurotiales, Aspergillaceae. The record is from RefSeq and is a predicted model, not a curated record. The coding region runs from base 1 to 3294 and encodes 1097 amino acids.
AUGUCCGGCAUACUAGAGGAUGACGACGCGCCACCGGAUCUUAUCGAUGUCACAGCGCUGCCAUCAGAGGAGCCUUCCUCCGAGGCUGCCGACGAACCAACCAGUCGAGUCCCCAUUACUCUUGUAACAGGAUACUUGGGAGCGGGAAAGACGACACUGUUGAAUUACAUUUUGACGGAGAAGCACGGCAAAAAGAUAGCUGUGAUAAUGAACGAGUUUGGCGACUCCUCGGAUAUCGAGAAGCCCUUGACUGUCAAUGAGGACGGGCAAGAAGUCACUGAAUGGAUGGAAGUUGGCAACGGCUGUAUAUGUUGCUCUGUCAAGGACUCGGGUGUCAUGGCCUUAGAAUCCUUAAUGGAACGCCGUGGUACCUUUGACUACAUCCUGCUAGAGACAACCGGUCUCGCAGAUCCAGGUAACAUAGCGCCAGUGUUUUGGAUGGACGAAGGACUCGGCAGCUCCAUCUACCUCGACGGUAUCGUCACGCUCGUCGACGCGAAAAACAUAUUGAAACUACUCGAUGAACCAUUACCAGAAGAGAAAGUUGAUUCUCACAAACAAUCUGCUAACGCCGACGACAAUUCGUCACCUGAGACAAAGGAAGUGCAAACUCACGAUCACGAUCACGAACAUGGGCACGGCCAAGGACCCAUUCUAUCAAUGGCCCAUAUGCAAAUAUCGCACGCCGACGUGAUAAUCCUCAACAAAGCCGACCUAGUCAUGGACUCUGAGCUUGAAGCCGUCAAGAACAGAAUCUUGUCCAUUAACAGCGUUGCGAAAAUCCAUGUGACUGAUCAUAGCCGAACGCCACAAAUCGAGGGAUUAGUACUCGAUUUGCAUGCGUAUGAUCAUCUCGCGGAUUUAGAUUUCGGGAAGAAGGGCCACAGUCAUAUGGAUCCUGCUAUUUCAACAGUUGCGAUCGUCACUCCACCAAUUCCAGUUGACACGGUCGGAAAAGUGGAUGAGUGGCUCAGAGAGGUUCUUUGGGAGUCCAAACUGCCUAUUGCAGAAAAUGCGGGUUCGGCAUCAUAUCCAGCAGAUUUUGAGAUUCAUCGAUUAAAGGGCAUUUUGGUUUUUCAGGAUGGGUCAAGUAAAAUUAUCCAGGCUGUGAGAGAUGUUUUCGAGAUUCGGGAUUCGGAAAGGCCGAGAGAGGCUCGUGGUGAGGGCGAGGAAGAGAAGGUUCAAUGGCUCUACGGCCUAAUUGCAGCCAAAACAUACCUCCAAGCUGUAGGCACUGACGAAGGAGAAAGAUCCACAGAAUCAACCAUCCCAUCAUGUUUUUCAAACACCAACUACACCUCCAACACCCCCGGGUGCCAUCUACUUGUGUUCGACGCUGCAUCAGACAUCGGAGGAACCUGGGCAGAGGACCGUCUUUACCCUAAUCUUCUGAGUCAAAACUCCUAUGGACUAUAUGAGUUUAGCGAUAUGUCGCUGGCUGAUGCAGUCCCGGAUGAAGAUAAUGCUGGCGAGUCACAGUUUAUUCCUGGGUGGAAGAUCAAUCGAUACCUUCACGCAUGGGUUGCUAAAUGGGGUCUUUCGAAGCAUAUCAAGUUGAAUUCGAAGGUUGUAAGCAUUUCUCGUCUCGAAACGCAAGAGUGGUGUCUUACCGUUGAUGUCCUGGGAGACGAUGGCAACCACAUCAUCAUUCCUGUGAUAUGCGACAAGUUGAUAUUAGCAACGGGUUUGACCUCAGUUCCAAAUAUGCCGAGCAUACACACGACUCAGAACCCCAACCCGAGUGCAACACAUGUUAUUCACGCAAAGGAGAUCGGGGCCUGGUCUCGUACGCACCUGGGCUACCACCCACUGCCUGAGCCCAGUAAACCGACUCAUAAACAAGAAAAUUCAAAUUUACCACGCCCACCAAGCUCAAAAAUUCACACCGUCGUUAUUUAUGGCGGCGCAAAAUCCUCAUUCGAUAUAGUCCACUUCUUCGCAACCCUCCAUCGAAAAGAUCCCACUCUACACCUAAAGUUCACACCCGGUGAUCCCGUCCAAGUACACUGGAUAAUCCGCGAUACAGGCUUAGGUCCAUCAUGGAUGGUCCCUCCUACAUCCUCCCUUCCCAAUGGACAGAUAGUCGCUAGCGACAAAGCAGCUAGUAUAAGAUUCCUCCACCACCUAAGUCCUUGUUCAUACGAGCUGCCCAAACGACUUUCCUUUCGAGUUUUCACCUCAAAAGAAGACUCAUGGUUUGCCCGAAUAUUUCAUGGAAACAUUCUUGGGCGAUGGGCUAUACGUUGGUUCUGGGAAUCGAUCGAUCGGGAACUAGAGGGAUUCGCUCAAUAUGAUGCUGAUAAGAAGAUGCGGAAGCUUAGGCCAUCGAAGAGUAUUAUUUCAUGCGGUGCUAGUGUUGGUAUCGCUAAUCAGCAGAAUCUAUGGGAAGCGAUUAGAUCACCCAAUGUCAAAAUCUACCGGUCAUCAAUCCACUCAAUCAUGGAGCUAGAGCGAGAAGAAGGUAUUCAAUUAAUUCAAAAUUCAGGCGCUUCAGUAUCCAUGCUCAAUGGAGAAACAAUUGAGGGUGUCGAUCUUAUUAUCCAUGCAACCGGGUAUCAACCCAUCGUUCCGAUUCGUUUCCAACCACCAAGUCUCAGGCUCCAGCUUGGUCUAUCCGGUACUCUAAGUCAAGAAGACAUAAACAACGAACCAGAGCAGCAUAACAACAGCCCAGUUCAUAUCCCACCAGACCAAGUAUCAAAUGAUCAGUAUAACUACUGGAAAUCCAUCGAUCUCAACCAGAAGGCCACCAUAAAGUCAAGACUACUAUCAGCUGGAUGCAUCCCAAUAGAGGAUGAGACCUCCUCCACAACAAAAAGCGCGACAAUCCCAUAUCGUCUCUUCCGCCGAAUGGUCGUCCCAGAACUAGUCGCAAAAAGAGACCGAUCAUUCAUCGUACUUGGCGUGGUCCUCACUUCUACAAUUGCAGUUGUUGCCGAAAUCCAAGCUCUAUGGGCUACGGCGUUUUUAACUGGGGGGCUGGACAAGGAUACAGCACAAGAGAAUAUCUCCGGACCGCCUGGAUCAAUUGAUCUAAAGACUUUUCCGAGGGAGGAUAUGGAGCAAAAUAUUGCCGAAGAUUUUGUUCUUCGAUCGCUUACCGGUAGUGGUUUAGAGGUUGAUGCUAUCGAUUACAAUGAUUCACUUUUGCGCGACCUGGGGCUGAACCCUUAUCGUCUGGGAGGAGGUUUAUUGAGAGAGCUCAUCGGUGUUUAUGAGCCGCAUGUGUAUGCUGGGAUUGUUGAAGAAUGGCUUAUUCGUCGAGAGUUCUUGGAGUUGUCUUCUUUGACUUGA